GAAUGUUUGUGAAGUCUAUCUUUUGUUUGUUCGCAAUUAAAAUUCAGGGGCCUUAACCAGCAGGACCCUGACCCUUGAGGACCAGGAUUGAGGAUCCCUGGUCUAUAGUUGAGUUGUGUUUUAUUAGUUUGUAUUUUUAUUUAUUUUUUUACAGUCGUUUCUUGUGGUUGUGACGGUGCUGUAAAGGUUUCACUGUUGUGGUAAAUCAAGGUGAGAUUUAGCUGCAAAGUUUUGAGAUGAGUCAGCAAAUUCCAGAGCAGCUUGUAGGCGGUUCAACCUGUGGAUCGAGUUCAUGGAACUGAAAGCAUUUCGGUUUGGAUUACGACCUGCUCGGUGUCUGUAUGGAUGCACAUUCAGGCUUCAUCUCUCAGCAGGAGAAAACGUCCAACGAUGAGGAAUUUUCCGACUAAUUUUCCUUUUCAGAAAGUCAGCGUCUUUGUCAGCAUUGUGGUGAGUUUCACCUACAAUGUUCUGCUGGACAGAGACGUUUCAUGCACUUGUCAACCAGAAGCUGAUGACUGUGACACAUACAUGUCUCUGCCUUUUUUUAUAAUAUUCUUCUUAAUACUCUGGACAGACAAGACAUUUCAUAGAAAUGGCAGGUAUCUUUGCACAUGUAAAUGUGCAGGUUCAGCUCCAGAUGAGCGACAGAACCAACCAAAGGUUUCCUGCUGCCGUGGUCGAUUUUUGGGAGAAAUAAUCAGCUCCGUUAUCAAAGCAGCUCUUGUUGGAUUGCUGUGGGUGGUCUCUGUGCUGAUCGAUGGAGACUGGUUUGUUUGCUGUAAGUACAACGAAAUUAAAUAUCCUCAGUUGGCCUGCAAAGGCAAAACCACCCUUACAGCAGUGGAACGAUUGGAGGUCAACAGACUGCAGAACGAGUCCAGGAAGAUCGGCCUUUCUGUGAUCUUGGGAAUCCUCGUCUUGGCGACUGUGAUGUCUGUGAUCAGAUGGUGGAAAUGUUGUGCAGGACGAUGCUGUGACAGAAAAGUUCUGUAUGACCGUGUGAUAAUGGAAGAAGAAGAUGGUGUGCUGGAAAAAUAUCUGAAGACAAAAGCAAAAGAUGAGUUAACUCAAAAAAUACAAGCUGGAGAUUUGAGGACAUGUUUCGAUGCUGCUGAGAAGCUGAUUGAUUCUGAUUCAACACCCAGAGUUCCAGAUUAGCUGAGUGACCACUCCAGUGUGCUCUAUACAACCUGGUAUGCCUGGAACUCCACCCUUUUGCACUACAGUGUCGAUGUAUGAAUUCCAUGGGAGGUUCCCUGUCAGCCAGUUGGCAAGAACCUUGAAAAAAAUCUUGCCUUCCACGCUAAGUAGAGAGAUGGUCUGGAUAAUGAUCUCUGCGUCCUCCUCCUUUGGAAUCUACAUACCUUCUGCAUAACGCCACUGCUUGGCUACCAUCGCUUCGCCAGGUUACCCUGAUGAGUCUCCAAAACCUCUGCAGGAGUCUCGGGCACUGUUUGUACACCUUGUAUGUCACUCCACUUGGCCCUGGAGCACCACUGGCUCGUGCUGCUCUAACCACCUCUCUGACUUCUCUAAGGGUGGGCAAACUGGAUGGAGGGCUCUGGUGGUGGAAUCAGCAGGGAGCAGGUCUUCCUCUCUCCUGCUGUCACUGUAGCUGUUACUCAGGUGUUUGUUGAUCUCCUCUUCUGAGGCCAUGAGAUGCCCACGGCUUUUCUGCCCAAGCAGCUGUUUAGUGAACCUGAAUGGGUUGGCUAUGAAGGUAGGGAUGGUGAAAGCGAGGCCUCAUGAAUCAUCGAGCCAACUUUGAACCAAAUGCUUGAAAAUGGCUUAGUGUUCUGAAUCAUUUGACCAAACCAAAGAGCUCCAUCUGCUGGCUGUGGGAGUCUGACGUAUCAGAAGGACAGCGUUGACACCUCACAUCUGUCAUCCCUGUCUCAACUUUGAAUACCUGUUCAAUAAACGAUACGUAAUCUACCAUCCGAGUGCAUAUUUAUUUUCUGUUGUUCAUAUAAAUAACAAGGAGGGGUAUUAGGUAACAUUU
Melanotaenia boesemani (Boeseman's rainbowfish) is the source of this 2005-nucleotide messenger RNA. RefSeq lists its product as uncharacterized. The record is from RefSeq and is a predicted model, not a curated record. Bases 346 to 1161 code for a protein of 271 amino acids. NCBI's taxonomy places the organism in Eukaryota, Metazoa, Chordata, Actinopteri, Atheriniformes, Melanotaeniidae. The transcript has 3 exons.